AGUUAAUCGUAGUUCUUGGUAUUUAUAGAACGUUCAAGGAAAAUUGAAAAACUUUCCAACUUAGUUAAAGGGGCUGUCCAUAAUGAUGUCUGAUUUUUCUCAAUUUUUAAACCCCCUUCCCUCUUUGUCAAACUGUCAUUUUUUGGCAAAACUUUAUAUAUGAUGUCCCCUUAUAUAUGGUGUCAAAUUUCGUAUCCCCCUCUCCUUAAAGUAACAUUAAAAAUAUGUGUAAGCACCAUUUAUUUUUUCUGGUUAAAUUGAGGAGCAAACAUUCAAACCGUGUUUUCUCCAAAAAAAAAUAAAAACUGAGAUAUUGAUGGUUUCUUGUAGUCCAUGUUAAAUAGCACCAGAUUCAAGCCUUAGUUUCAGUCAAAUCAUGCUUUAUCCUAUUUAAAAACAGCGUGCAAAACUAACUGUUCAAUCAAAGAGUGUUUUCUCCAAGAUCGGUGUUCUGUCAAACAGUGCUUUCUCCAGCUGACCAAUGGGAGCGGUCCUCUCUGAUCACAUGACUAGUUGGCAUAAGCUGUUUUAACACGUGGUUCAGUACUGAAAGUAAGGUUAUGUAAGUAUUGGAAACACUGGAGCUCGUAAAAGACAGGCAACUGGCAAAAGAAGAAAAGAAGAAAAACAGAAGCGUUAUUCAUCACCUGCAGGAACCAAUGUAUACAUUCCGUGCAAGCAUUCAACAAAGAAGUUCUCAUGUUGUGACCUUACGAUGUAAAGAAACUGAGGGACAAACUUUAUAAAGUUCCUGACAAACUUUGUCAAGAUUCAAUAAUUAGUUCUCUAGUUGAAACAAAAAAUUUUAUUUGAUGAAGGCCUAAUAACCCUAACCUAAACAAGUCGCAUAAGUCAAGCUCUCAACAUGCCUUUUCUACAAACUACUUCAUUGUUGGAAAUAAAACGAGAAUUCCUGUUUGUAAGAAUAAUUUUAUUGCCAUUACUAAUGUAGGAAGGACAAGAUUGGCCAAUAUUGUUUCCAAAAUCCAUGCUGGAGAUCCUAUUGAGGAUAGAAGAGGAGGUGAUAGGAAAAGUAGCCACAGCAUUGAUAAAAAGAACAAAGUGAGAGAUUUCAUUUCUAAUUUGAAGGCAUCAGAAAGUCACUAUGGGAGAAAAAAAUCUAGAUGUUUGUAUUUGAACUUUAAAAUGAAUAUAAGAAAGCUGCACCAAAUUUAUUGUGACCAAAUAAAGGAUGAUUUGUACAGAGUGAGUUUUGCCAUGUUCAGGAGAGUGUUUGUUAAUGAAUUUAACAUUGGCUUCAAACUGCCAUCAAGUGAUGUUUGUAGCACGUGCGCCCUUCUAGACCAGAAAAUUAAAACAUUGCCAUCAGGAUCCAUGGAACGUGUAAACCUUAUGACUCAGAAAAGGAUUCAUAAACUUAGGGCAAAUGCAUUUUAUGCGUACAUGAAAGAAAAAACCGAUGAAUCUGUGUGCAGUUUGUGUUUUGAUCUACAGCAAAUACAACAAUUGCCAAAAACAAACAUUCAAGAUGCAUAUUAUCUGAGGCAGUUGAAUUUUUAUAGUCUAUGUAUUACUAGUUUGGAUGGCAAAACCCCAACAUUUUAUACAUGGUCUGAAGAGCAGGCAGGAAAAGGCAGUACCGAAAUUUCCUCAGCUCUACAUUCUCACCUAAGAACAAUGAAUCUUAAAGGAAUCAAGACUUUACGACUUUUUUGUAACGGAUGUGUUGCCCAAAACAAGAACAAUAUCAAUAUUCAAAUGCUUUUGCACUUUCUCUACUCUUCAAAUAAUGCUGACAUUCAAGAAAUUCAACUCUACUUUCCGGUCAGAGGCCAUAGUUUUCUGCCAGCAGAUCGUGUGUUUGGUAGGGUUGAGAAAAUCCUUAGGAAAAGUGUAACAAUAAUAUCCAAAGAACUAUAUUAUGAAAUUUACAAGAACAUUGGAGCUGUAAAAAUUAUGGGUGUUGAUUGGGAACUUCUAAAUACCAAAUCACUCAACAGGUUCUUCAAAAAUCUUUCAUACAUAUCAGAAUUAAAAAAGAUCUUUUUCAAGAAACAGGGCUUAAAAAAGAUCUUUGUCAAGGUCAAGGGCUUCAAAAACUAUAGAUUUGAAGAUGGAAGUGAGCAAGCUGGAGAAGGACUCCUGAAAAGAGGAAUAAAAGUUUCAAACGUCAGAAAUAUAACAUUAGAAUCUCUUCCACUAAAUCGUCCUAUUUCUGCCGAGGAGAAAAAAGAUGUUGAGAAACUCUUGAAACUAUUAUAUGGGGAUGGAUGGCACAGUGAGCCUGAUUUUGAAUGGUACAGGAAAAUAUUAUUCGAUGAAUAAGACGGGAAUGAAGAGGAAGAUAAAGUGUGUGGCUGUUUGGAUGAAGAUAUUGGAAUGAGAAUUUAAAUUGUUGAGUAUGUAUUAUUAUUGUGUUUUAUGUUACCAUAUUUUUUAAUUUCUUAAUUUGUGUGUUGCGUUAUUUCAAAAUUUUUCAAAAAAUUGAAUUGCACCAAUAAACCCCAUUGACUUUGUGUUAUUCGUUUGUUGUAUUACUUAAAUUAUUCAAAAAGUGUUUUAUCCUUGUGAGACUCAAUCAAAACAUGUUUUCUCCUUAGUAUUCUGUCAAAAUGUGUUUUCUCCAAAAAAUAAAUGCAUUUUUUUCAUUUGUUUUCAAACAAAUAUCUAAAAUAAUGUAUCAGAAUACUCCUCAGAGCUAUUAAGAACAAUAGAAAACUAUAACUUUGAUUCAUGACAGUUUUUUAAAUUUUUAUCAGUUUUUUGCGUUUCCUGUAAAUUCUCAUCUGAAAGAGAAAGCACGGUUUGAACGUUUGCUCCUCAAUUAUACAUUUAUAUCUCACCAUAUUAUAUUAUAAAGCAGUUGAAUUUUAUUUUGUAUCGAUAAUAUAAAUUCAAUCACUCAUCGUCUUUCCAUAAGUUGUUGAAGUGUUCUUCGAUAAUAAUUACAAAUGACUUUAUGUGUUUGCUUUAAAGCACAUUUUAAAAUCCUCUGGGAUCGAAUAAUGAUUGUUAAAUUUAUAUACAAAUUAUUGAUAUUUGUAAACAAUUAGAUUUUCAGUCAAAUGGUAAUACAAUAGUAAAACAUUGGUAAAUUGUUAAUUUAUAUCAUGUCUCCUGGAAACUUACAUUGAAUUCCUCACAAAGCAAAUAUGCUAUUUCUAUACCACAUUUUAGAAUUAAAUACCUUUGAAAUCUGCUCGUAUUAGCCAAGUUCAUAUAACGCGGUUUGUAGGGAAAAAAAUAAAAAUGGUAGUGUUAUAAAUAACAACAAAACCGUGUGAAGUCUAUUUUUGUAUAUAGAUAGUUUUGUUUAUAUAAAUCUCAAAUCUUUUUCAAUAAAAAUAGUGACUUUAGUUUAAAUUCGUAUUGUGACCAAAUGUGAUUAUGAUCUCAAUACAUUCCAACUGUUUAAAAAAAAUUUUUGUAUUCGUUCUGAAUAGCUUCUACACAUGGAAGGCGAUAAAAUCCUAUUGGUUUCGCAUUUGGGUUUUUAGAAUAUCUUUUCAUUUUAAAAACUAGGAUAGCUAAAGCUAAUAAUUAAACUUUUUUCUGAAUAAAAUACACAAACAGAACAGGUUUAAGAUACACUAAAAAGGUUUAAACAAAGCUACCAUUUUAAUUUUUUUCCCUACAAAUAGACCCAGGUUUCUGACUUGAAUUUGGCUAAUAAACUUGACUUUUUUUCUCUUAAAUGGGCAUUAUUUUGGUCUCAACACCCCCUCCCCAUUGUCAAUUCUUGUCAAACUUUUCAGUACCCCCUCCCCCUUAUAUUUACUGACAUCAUUUAUGGUUAGCCCCAAACUCCUACUUAUCCAAGGACCAAAGCAACGAAAUUCUACUGUAUAUACUCUUUUUUUUUUUUAUAAAAAGUAAGCAUAUGUAAGCAUUUUCCUGAGCCUCGAUAAACAAUUUUAAAAAUUUUAUUUUUAUUUAAUUAAAAAUUUUAAAUAUAUAUAUUUCUAAAUUUAAACCAACAAAAACAACAAAAACCGAAUGUUUAUAACAACAUUAAUUCAGCUACAUUAAAACUGAAACAAAAAUACAGAGCAUAAGUCAACUUUUUAUUUUUCUUAUACCCAUUAACCUUUAGUAAC
Hydra vulgaris (swiftwater hydra) is the source of this 4058-nucleotide messenger RNA. The record is from RefSeq and is a predicted model, not a curated record. NCBI's taxonomy places the organism in Eukaryota, Metazoa, Cnidaria, Hydrozoa, Anthoathecata, Hydridae.